AUGUCUGGCACUACAUCUGGCCCCGCGAAGAUGAAGAAAGACGAGUCAUUCCUGGGCAAACUGGGAGGCACUCUGGCGCGUAAAAAGAAGUCCAAAGAAGUGAGUGACCUUCAGGCAGAGGGUAAACAUGCCAUCACCGCCCCCAUGCUGCCUCCAGGGGCCGAGCUCCAUCCUGAGGACACACUGCUGGAGGAGAACGCUGAGAGGAUCAUGCUCGACCCAACGUCCAGAGAAAGUCUUAAAUUUAAAGAUCUGGUCAAGGUGCUGAUGGACUGGAUCAACAGUGAGCUGGAGGAGGACCGCAUCAUCGUCAAAGACCUGGAGGAGGACUGCUACGAUGGACAAGUGCUGCAGAAGCUCUUCGAGCAGCUCUCGGGCCGGAAGCUGAACGUGGCGGAGGUGACUCAGUCUGAGAUCGGUCAGAAGCAGAAGCUGGAGACGGUUCUGGCGGCGGUGAACGAGAAGCUGCGUCCUCACGGCUGGACCAUCGAGUGGAGCGUGGACUCGAUCCAUUCAAAGAACAUCGUGUCCAUCGUGUAUCUGCUCGUCUCCAUGGCGAUGCACUACCAGGCUCCCAUCAGACUUCCUGAACACGUCUCUGUACAAGUGGUGGUGGUCAAGAAACAAGAUGGCGUCCUGCACACGUCCGUAGUGACCAAAGAGUUGACCAGCACCACAGAGAUGAUGUUGGGGAGGUUUGAGAGAGACGCCUUUGACACUUUGUUGGAUCACGCUCCCGACAAACUGAACGUGGUCAAAACGUCUCUCAUAACCUUCGUGAACAAACAUUUGAACAAACUGAACCUGGAGGUGACGGAGCUGGAGACUCAGUUUGCAGAUGGAGUCUACCUGAUCUUACUGAUGGGGCUACUGGAAGACUACUUUGUCCCUUUGUACAACUUCUUCCUGACGCCCGAGAGCUUUGAGCAGAAGGUUCACAACGUUGCGUUUUCGUUUGAGCUCAUGCAGGACGGCGGCCUGAAGAAGCCCAAAGCCCGACCAGAAGAUGUGGUCAACCUGAACCUCAAGUCCACUCUGCGCGUCCUCUACAACCUUUUCACCAACUACAAAAACUCGGACUGA
Molecule: messenger RNA, 1083 nt
Organism: Knipowitschia caucasica
Lineage: Eukaryota; Metazoa; Chordata; Actinopteri; Gobiiformes; Gobiidae
Source: the annotation of a GenBank genome assembly